This is a messenger RNA of Ictidomys tridecemlineatus (thirteen-lined ground squirrel), 776 nucleotides long. Its product is annotated as lysozyme-like protein 1. Gene Ontology annotation, molecular function: lysozyme activity. The record is from RefSeq and is a predicted model, not a curated record. Lineage: Eukaryota; Metazoa; Chordata; Mammalia; Rodentia; Sciuridae.
AAGAAUUCUACUUUCUCUAAGGCUCUAGAGAAAGGUCCUUGAGUGAGAAAAGGAUCACUUUUACCUGGCAAGAAUCAGAAAUGGCUUCAGGGGAUGCAGGAAGCUCUUGUGAGCUGCCAAUCACUGAUUGAGUUCUGCCUCCAACAGCCUUGGGGAUGAAGGCUGCUGGCAUCUUGUCCCUGAUUGGCUGUCUGGUCACAGUCACAGACUCCAAAAUCUACACUCGCUGCAAACUGGCAAAAGUAUUUGCCAGGGCCGGUCUGGACAAUUACCAGGGCUUUAGCCUGGGAAACUGGAUCUGCAUGGCAUACUAUGAGAGCCGCUACAACACCACAGCUCAGACUGGCCUGGAUGAUGGCAGCAUUGACUAUGGCAUUUUUCAGAUAAAUAGUUUCACGUGGUGCAGAGAUGCAAAGCUGCAGGAGAAGAACCACUGUCAUGUUGCCUGCUCAGCCUUAAUCACUGAUGAUCUCACAGAUGCAAUUAUCUGUGCCAAGAAAAUUGCUAAAGAGACUCAAGGGAUGGACUAUUGGCAAGGCUGGAAGAAACACUGUGAGGGCAGAGAACUAUCUGAGUGGAAAAAAGGAUGUGAAGUUUCCUGAACCAGAACUGGACCAAGGAUGCUUUGCACACACUCCCCGGGAUGUGUAAUGAAUGUCAAACUUCUCCUGUUAUCUUGUCUCUUUUCCUCCCCAGAUUCCUUCUCAAAGUUGGAGAGGGAAAACUAAGCUCUAUUUUAAGAAAAUAAAUAUUUCCAUUUAAAUGUCUUCACUUCA